This is a messenger RNA of Rosa rugosa (rugosa rose), 3222 nucleotides long. RefSeq lists its product as uncharacterized. Bases 547 to 2775 code for a protein of 742 amino acids. The transcript has 4 exons. The record is from RefSeq and is a predicted model, not a curated record. Lineage: Eukaryota; Viridiplantae; Streptophyta; Magnoliopsida; Rosales; Rosaceae.
UAUAAUAAUACCCCUCUAAUCUCUAAUUUCUAAUUUUCUUUCUACAUUCUCUGUAUUUUCUGCCUCUCUCUCUCUCUCUCUCUCACCAAAAGGCACUGUUUUGAACUUUUGAUCCAAACACCCAGCCUCCCCCUCUCUUUCCCUACACUCUGAUAAAACCCAGAUGAGCCCAGCUUCAAAUCACUAACAUUUGAAACCAAAAUUCCAGCAGCGGAAACCAGAAAUUCACACCCAGAAAAAAAAAAAAAAAACAACUAAAAUUUGAAAAAAAGAAAAUUUAAAAAAAAAAAAAAAAAUUCAAAACGGUGUUCUUAGAUCCUUCUGUGUGGUGCCUCUUCCCCAUAAACCCUUAUUCCGAGGUCACCGCUCUCUCCUUUCUCUUCAGUUUUUUGGUUGUGGAGUGUAUGCAUUUUUGGGUGAAAGUGAAGCUCCGGGCGGUGCUGAGGCUUGAGUGUGGCUGAGAAUGGAAGGAGGAGAUUGAAAAUUUUGGAUUUUUCAGAUCAGAGUUUUGUUGGGUUUUGAUUUUCGCCUCUGUUUCCGGUAGAGAUGGGGAGCUCCGGCGAGUCCGGCAACAAUGGCAUUGACGCGUCGGUGGGUUCCUUGGUUUGGGUCCGGCGCCGAAACGGGUCGUGGUGGCCGGGCCGGAUUGUGGGGCUGGACGAGUUGUCCGAGGAUUUUGUGGUUUCGCCCAGAGCCGGUACUCCGGUGAAGCUUCUCGGCCGGGACGACGCAAGCGUGGACUGGUAUAAUCUUGAAAAAUCCAAGAGGGUGAAAGCUUUUCGUUGCGGGGAGUAUGACGAAUGCAUUGAAAAAGCAAAGGCUGCUGCAGCUAACCCCAACAAGAAGGCAGUGAAAUAUGCACGGAGGGAAGACGCCAUUAUCCAUGCUCUUGAGAUUGAGAAUGAGCGUAUAAGCAAGGAUAAUGUAAAUAUCUGCUCUCAAAUGAGUAAUUCAGGUGGUGACCAUGAUUGCUCAGCCAGAGAAUCACCUGCCACGUCUCACUCGGGUGAGGAGAAUGGAGAUAUGACUGAUGAUGUGAGUCUUUCUGAAGAAAAUUCAGACUCGGCUCUGGAAUUAUCUCAAUCUGGUAUAUCUUUUGAGGAGCCAAAUCAUAUCAGUUCUUCUAAGUUGCAAAGUGUGCAGGGAAGGAGGAGAAGAACACCAAAUGAUUCAGAGGAUGAUGGAAAUGAAGGGGUUAAGCGCAUGAGAGGACUUCAGGACCUGGGAAUGGGUGUAGUAUCAAAAAGGUCGGUCCAGACUGAAGGGCUUCUUGAAAUAGUUCAGCAUGACGGUGCUUCAGUCUUAGAUACAAACACUCAGAAUGGCAUGUCCAAUGGAAGUCUUGCAAAUGGAAGCAAAAAUUCCUCAUCCUUGAGAAGAAAGAGAUCUCAAGUGGCAACAGCUAAUGAAUUCCUGAAAAGAAAAAAUCGUAGCCGACCAUUGACAAAGGUUUUGGAGAGUACUGAAAUGGUGUCUAUUCCAGUUGCAGGUGACCAAGUUCCAAAUUCAAGUGGUUCAUCUCUUCAAUUAUCUGAUGGCAAGGUUCCUGAAUUAGAACCAAAUGUGUCAAAAAGGAGUUUAUCUAUGGACCAGAACGGAGUUUCAUGUGAUAAUGAUGCUUCUACAGAUGCUCCUGAACAAACUACAGUUUCUUCCUCUAUGAAUCAGAUGAAAGAGAAUGAAAUUCUCGGCAAAUCUGAGUUAUUGGAGAAUGGUUCGUCUAAAAGAUUCUAUGAUUUGCGGCUUGUUGGAGAAGAAAAACGCUCUUCAGGUAAUUCUGCUGUACUUGCUCCUUGUUCAUCUGGAAGGCCUGAAAUUGGUGCAAUGGCAAGGCAAUCUAGUCGAAGUAGUCAAGCUGAAGCUGCAUCUUUGAGAAAUGAGAGACUGAAUGAGUCUGGUCCUACAAGUUCUGCACCCGUGCAUGAUAUUGGCCAAAGUAUAGAAAAAGGUAGUUCAAAGUGGCAGUUGAAAGGAAAGAGAAACUCAAGACAAACAAGUAGAGAUAGAAAACACAACUCGAGGAAAUAUAUGAACGUCGAUGACUUAUCCAAUGCUGGUUUGGCAGGCAUACACCGUUCUGAUGUGUUAUGUCACGUUUCUGACCUGAAAAGGAAUUGCAAUGGUAUUAGCGGUUCUGCUGCAUAUAAUUACACAGUACAAGGAAAGUCCAAACAGGUUGCGGAUUUGUCUGAUGGACCGACUCAGAGGUCACUUCCCUAUCGGCAGUCUCGCUUCAUGGUACCUGCGAGAUAUCAGACAUCAGAUUCUAUUGCCCGCAAUACUUGCUCUGAUACUUCAUUAUAUGAUGUCAAACUUGAGGUUAAAGCAAAGUACCAGCCACAGCAUGUACCACUGGUUUCUCUAAUGAGUAAAUUGAAUGGUAAAGCCAUUGUUGGUCACCCAAUCACAGUUAAGGCUUUGGAUGAUGGCUAUAGUGACAGACUGUUUGGCAGUACGGAAUGUGAUCUUAGAGGUGGCAAACUCAGUUAUGCAGUUCAGCGAAAUGCAGAAAUUGGAAGAAUCCCAACCAAGCAUUUGGGUUCGCCAAAGAAAUCUCCCAAAACAAAGAAAUCUGGACUGCUACCAAAGAAGACCAGGAAGUUAUCUUCACUGACUGGGCACAGGCAAUCCGAAGAGAGGAAACUACUGGUAGAGAAGCGAAGGAGUCCUGUAAUAGCUUGUAUCCCCCUUAAAUUAGUUUUCAGUAGGAUAAAUGAAGCAGUGAGUGGUUUAGCACGACCAACACAUCGUGCGUUAAAACCAAGUGAGACUUGAAUUUGUUUUUUUUGGGUUAAAGUUGCAGUGAAUGGUUUCUUCCUGUGAAGUUUAGCUCUAUAUCCGGUGUUUUAGUUCAAUUCUGCAGCCUAGUCACUGGUUCUCAUUACUUUGGCCGCUCUAAGUGGGCAGCAUCUUUAAACUUGCUGCCCUCAAGUUCAAAUCCCCUUGCAAUUCCUUGACGCUGCAUUGUUGUAGGAAGAGCAGUUGGUCAGGGGAGUAUGCAUUUCUCUGUGUAUAUAUUUUAACAUUAGUUGAGGUGUAACUAGCAUUAGGUAUUUUGAUGACCUAAUAUCUGGUUAAUUAAUUUAUGAAUUCAGGUUGAUUCAGAUAGUCAAUAACUUUGUUCCCCGGCGUACUUCUGGUGUUGGACAUAUGCUCCACUUCUUGUUACUGAGAUCUUAUUGUUAUAUCGCUUAAAAUUAAUGAAGUGAAGUUCUCCUGCUA